Molecule: messenger RNA, 1007 nt
Organism: Alternaria rosae
Lineage: Eukaryota; Fungi; Ascomycota; Dothideomycetes; Pleosporales; Pleosporaceae
Exons: 3
Coding region: 1-669 (222 amino acids)
Source: RefSeq, a predicted model, not a curated record
AUGCCCAUACCUAUGGUUUUUGUGGGACACGGUGUCGGAGGCAUGAUCAUCAAAGGCAUCUUCUGGAAGUCAGGUGGGCCACAGCUCCGAACUUUUCCCAGCCGUUGGUAUGAGGACAUAGUCCACAAAGCAGUCGGAAUCGCUCUGCUCAGAACUCCCCACCUUACGAAAACAAACUCAACAGAUAGAGAGAGAAUACUAGGCGUCACUACGAGACCACCUACAUCCAGAAAGUCAGAGCCCCUUCUUAGGAAGCUCCUAGACCUGGAAGACACCGAAUAUUUCCGCUCUCUGCCAGAGGAGUUCGACAAGUGUAUCGGGCAAUCUGUUCCCUGUCUACUUAUCCUAUCAGUCUGGGAUGGCCGAGAAAGCGACGCAAUGCGAGUAGAAAAGACGAAGCUGGGGCGCAGAUGGAGAGCAGAGAAAUCUGUGAUAGUCAUUCACGAAUUAGCCAAGAUGGGCUUGCCAAACGAGGAGAUGAUGGUAGCUGAUUGCAAUCAUCAUCAGCUGUGCACACUUAGCAAUCCCGAGUUUCGAAAGAAGCUCAUCGGCUUUUGUCAAGAGAAGCUCCUGGAAGCACACGGCAGAAAGUUGGGAGGGCCAAGUAGCUCAUCCGUGACUUUGAACAAUAUCUUGGGCGAAGGGUCAAAUGUGCCCUCGCCCUGGUAAUCCCGUCAUUCAUUUUACUUGCUGCAGACAUGUAUUGCCACCAACACUCACUACGUACCCAAUAUCCACUAUCAAUACGUUACGUCUCUCGCAACCACAUGUAUGCAACCUCGCCAUGCACUGUGAAAGGAAUGGGAAAAGGGGCGAUUGCCUCCUCCGUGCACUGAUCAUGCUCACAUUGAUCUUAUGUCAGACUUUGGGCGAACACGGCAGUUAGCAUGCCAACGUAUGAGCCCAGUUCAAAAUAAUGAGGCUCGAGAGGAACGGAACUCCCAAAGGGACUACGCUAUCGCGGGCAAAUGGAUGCCACAUUGAGAAGGCAGCUUCCUGGGAGACGU